Messenger RNA from Pelodiscus sinensis (Chinese soft-shelled turtle), 2839 nucleotides. Lineage: Eukaryota; Metazoa; Chordata; Testudines; Trionychidae. The record is from RefSeq and is a predicted model, not a curated record.
ACAACUAGAGGGGGGAGGGGGAAAGAGAGGACUGAGCCCUGCCAUGCUUGUCACUGGGGAACAAUUCUACCGCCGUGGAGCCUGGGAGCCAGCCAAGCAGCUGGGACCGGAGGCUGCUUUGGAGACAGGCUUGUCAAACCCACCGGACCGGCUGGGAGAGGGAGCGAGGGGCCAGCCCCAAGAACUCAGGUUUCCGGGUGGGCAGAGCAGGCUCGGCAGAGAUGGGAGUUUGGGGAGCGAGUGAAUUGGGGCCGUCACAAAACAGUGGCAAGGGACGGGCGAGGGAAAGGGGGGAGAAAACCUCACUAAGGAGCGAGGGAAACCGCAGCGGGAGGGAGAAAAACAAAAGCCCUCGUGUGCCAACAAGCGACCCGCAAGGCUCCACUCGGCUUGUUUCCGAAACCUGUCGCCUUGCCCGAGAGAUCAGCCCGUAGCUCCCUCGGGGCUACGAUUCUUCGCACCACUCACACGUAAAAGUCCAGUUGGUGGCUCAUGCCUGGCUCCCCUUCCUCGGGCGUCUCUAGCUGAGCCCAGGUUUUCUAGAGGGAGGUUUAAAGUCCAUCUCUGUCUGCCUGGGGCAGUGAAAGGGGUCAGACAGUCCCUCUGACUGGGGGGGACAAUUCCACUUCGGAGAGUCCGACCUGUUCCCUUGUCCCCUCCAGUGUCAGUGAAGGAAGAGCCGGAACCGGAGGUGAGGAUGGUCAACGGGAAACCCAAAAAGAUCCGAAAGCCCAGAACCAUUUACUCCAGCUACCAGCUGGCGGCCCUGCAGCGGCGGUUCCAAAAGGCGCAGUACCUGGCGUUGCCGGAACGAGCAGAGCUGGCAGCCCAGCUGGGGCUGACUCAGACCCAGGUGAAAAUCUGGUUCCAGAACCGGAGAUCCAAGUUCAAGAAGCUCUACAAAAACGGCGAGGUGCCGCUGGAACACAGCCCCAACAACAGCGACUCCAUGGCCUGCAAUUCGCCUCCCUCGCCGGCCGUCUGGGACAGUAACUCUCACAGCAACCCCCCGGGCAGGAACCCGCUCUCCCAGCCGCUCCCCUACAGCCCCUCCCCAAGCUACAUGGAGGAGCACAACUCCUGGUACCACCAGAACCUCAGCGGGUCACAUCUGCAGCAUCAAGCGCUGCCCACGAACGCCAUGCACCACGCCUCGCCCGGGCCACCGCCCACCCCGGGGGCCGUGUACUGACCUCCAGCCCCCUCGCACCCGGGGAGCAAGAAAGGAAAGGGCCGCCGCCGUGGCCAGGGGGCUUGUUCCCAGGACAAAGGCAGACACGCACCAACACUGCAGCCUGUCUCUGGAGCAGCAGGGCAGCAGCAGGUUCAAAUGCCCGGCGGACGAUCCCCAAGUGAGGGAACCGUGGUGGCAGGUUGUGGGGGAGGGCUGGGGAAGAUGGCCUGGAUUUUCGUUUUUUCGGUGAAGAUUCAGAAUGGGCAAUUCCUUUUCACCUGACCCCACCUCCCACGAGGUCCCCCACACCUGCUGCACCCCCAGCCCCCCACGGCCGCCCAGGACCGUGCCUGGGAAGACUCUUCCGUGUGGAGCUCUCUGGCAGGGACUCGCCUCUCGCCUGGACAGAGGCCAAGACACUGCACAUCUCCAGCGUCCAAGAACAGCACAACUGGUUUUUUCACCUUCCUGGGCGAGCUGUUUGUGGGGUGUCUCCCUGAGGACUCUGGAAGCACAUCUCAGCUGGCAGGACUUCAAAAAAACCACUUGGCUCCCGCCGCAUCAGGGUGGGUUGUGUCUCUCCGCCCAAGGGAGCAAGAAGGAAACAAAUAUAAUUCUGCGUCUGCGUCCUCCCUCUCCUCCACCCUUGCGAGGGUCUGGCUGGAGCUGAAAGCACAAUUUAAGCUAAAAAAACCUCAGUGAGAGGUGCCACACUUUGUAGUGUUUUAAAGUCUCUCUGCUCGAAAUCAUUCAAGACAAAUCUUAGCUCUGUCUCUUGUACAGGACUGGACAGUCUAUAGACGGGACCAUUGUUAGAGAGGCCCAAGAGACUCAUAGUGGGGAAAGGCUAAAUUCUGAUCUCAUGUGCACCAGUUUAAAUCUCGCACUACACCAGAUCAACACCAGUGUUACUCCAGGUCUACAGAGGAGAAUUUUGGCUCUCUGUGUUCGAACAUCCGCUGGUGUAAACAGGAGUUCAACACUCUCAGUAGUGGCUGAGGGCCAGAUUCUGACCUGGGUCACACUGGUGUAAAUUCAGAGUUAUUCCAAGCUGAGAGGCAAAUUUUGCCCCUCCAGGCCAGACCGUCACCUGGGGUAACUCUUCAUUGGCAUUGGUGGGGGCCACACAGCUUUCUGCAAGUUGAGGUCUGACCUUCUGUUAAGAGUCUCAGAAAAUAAAUCGUGGUUAUUUUUUAAAAAAUGCAAAAAAAUAUUUAAAGUGUUUCGGGAAUGAUUUAAGUUAUUUUGAAAAAGAAAAUGACACUAUUAAUGGCUUAAGUUUUCUAACCGUGCUCUCCACAUGCCAGUUAAGCUAAUGUCAAAGUAGAUGCCUAUUUUUUGACAAAACAACCAUCAAAAGAAGAAAAAAAAGUUCUCAAUUUUUUAAAAUAGUAUUUUUUUAAAGCUGCAGUUUUAAGAAGUGUUCUCAUGUGCUGUACAGUCCCAAGAUUCCUAUUUAUGUUGCCUUGUACAAAUAAGGGGAGACGGGGGAAAGCGAAUUGUACAUAAGGUCUGUGUGUAUAAAGCGGAUCAAAGCAGAGUUUUCUUUAACCUGGCUGGGGGGGGGGGGAGAGUUCCCUUCAGCAUCAGGGCUUUGCUCCAACUUCCUUUCUGUUUUGUUAGGGGAGAAAACUGUAUAUAGAGUGUUAAUAAAAGUACUUUGAA